Dentiscutata heterogama is the source of this 587-nucleotide messenger RNA. The record is from the annotation of a GenBank genome assembly. Lineage: Eukaryota; Fungi; Glomeromycota; Glomeromycetes; Diversisporales; Gigasporaceae.
UAGAACAAACAUUAGAUGAACCAAAUAUAGUUCUUCUUCGAAUUAUUAAUACUCGAUGGCUUUCAUUAAGUAAUGUUGUAUCUAAUUUACAUCGAAUAUUAGACUCUGUUAAGAUAGCAUUACAAGAAGAUUCUUCAAAAAGUGCUGACUACAUUACUAUUUCUGAGGUUUAUACACAUUUAAAAGCAACUAUUGAUACAAUUACUACUCAAUAUAUUGGCCGUAAUGGAAUGCCACCAAACUAUGAAAACUUUUUAAAAGAAUAUAUUGAUGAGCAAGGAAUAUUGUUCGAAGAACUUCCAGAUUUUAUUUCUCAAUUUGCUAUUGCUACUAUUGAAUCUCUUCAAGAUCGUUUUCCUGAUUCUGAGAUAUUAAAUUCACUAAGAAUUUUUGAUCCACGUGAAUUACCACCACAAUAUAAUCAAAUUCAUUCUUAUGGUAAUAAUGAAAUUAAAACAUUAGUAAAAUUCUAUGGAAAACCAAAAAAUUUUUGUCAAAUUGAAUACCAGCCAAUUAUUGAUGAAAGUGAAAUAUUUGACUGGGAAAAAGCAUAUAAUUACUGGAUAACAAAAGAUAGACGCAUUUAG